UGACCGCGCGCGCCAACCACCUAAGCGAGGAAGCGCGCAGAGCCAAGAGACCCGAGAGCGAGGGUCAAGCUCGGUCUUCGUCGUCGCACCGACGUAGGCGCAGUUUGUCGCUCCUCGCCGUUACGGUCACCUUCCUCUGCGAGUAGCCAGAUAUUAAUUUGUGCUCGCGAAUCGACUAGUAACGUGCUGGAGCGAGAUCAGACGAAUAGCCCGGCUUUUCAGCAAGCAUCACCGAAAGUGUCGUCACGUGCGAAUACGAGUUGAUUAUAGGAGUCCGUUCCUCCUUGUCAGCCGUCAAAAUUUCUGAAGAGCGAUCUUCCGCGCUAGCGUGUCACGAUCGACUCUGGGAUUUCCUAGGUCGUCGACCUGUGGUCUUCCUGCCUCUCGUCGUCCUGCGCGAGUGUCGCGUAGCGUUCUACCGAACCAAGUGCAGUUCCGUGUCGUGAUCCUUUGUUAUCCUUUAAUCCCCCUGGGAAUUUCUCAGCUGUGAAUUUUCCGUUUGUGAUCGAUUCCGUCGGUGUCGACGAAUUGCUUCAUCGGUCCACGCGACCAGCUGCUAUCAUUUUUUCUCUUGUUCUCUCUCUCUCUCUCUCUCUCUCACUCUCCCUCUCUUACGUCGCGCCAAUCGCAGCAUGGGGGACCAGGAGCAACAGGAAACGAUGCCAAGCGUGGUAGAGUUGAACGUGGGCGGCGUCUUCUACACCACUGCUUUGACUACACUGACCCGCGAGAGCAACUCGCACCUGGCGGCACUCUUCACUGGCAAGUCCGCUGUGGAAAAGGACGCCAAGGGCAAAUACUUUCUGGAUCGCGACGGCGUGCUCUUCCGUUACGUAUUGGACUUUCUACGCAAUCAGGCGCUGGUUUUACCCGAGGGCUUUCGCGAACGCGAAAGACUCAAACAGGAGGCGAAUUUCUACGGUCUACCCGGUUUGGAGAAGGCAAUUUUGGAGAAUGCAGAUUCCGGCGGCGCGAUUGGCAAACGCACGCCAGGAUACAUCACCAUCGGUUAUCGGGGCAGCUUUGCCUUCGGCCGCGAGGGCCUGGCCGACGUCAAGUUCCGCAAGCUCUCGAGGAUCCUCGUGUGCGGCCGCGUGGCGAUCUGCCGGGACGUGUUUGGCGAAACGCUGAACGAAAGUCGCGAUCCCGACCACGGCAUGUCCGAUCGCUACACGUCACGCUUUUUUCUGAAGCACAGCGUCAUCGAACAGGCCUUCGACAUGCUGCAGGAGCAGGGCUUCAGACUGGCGGGUAGCUGCGGCUCCGGCACCGCCGGGAGCAACUCCGAGCAACUGAAGCCCGGAGUGGAUUCCGAGGAGAAUCGUUGGAAUCAUUAUAACGAGUUCGUCUUCGUGCGCGAUUAAAGAGUUUCGCUUUCGAGAAAGGUGUACUUUGGCUAAGCCCGUCGUCGACGGCUCGUAUCUUGCAAAAGUACGAGGCUGCAAAAGUAACUGCACGCAGCUGCCGCGAAAAAAGACUUCUUCAAUUAUUCGAAACGACGAUUCAGACGUGGAAGUGGAAACAUUCGCGAAAACACGUGUGUCUAAUAUGGGAGCGAAUAACACGAUAAAUACGGAACUCUCGUUUAUAGCGUAAUUCAUGAUAAUGAAGUAUGAUACGCAAUAUCAAGUUUAACCAGGAGUUCGUACGAAAGCGUCGUCGACGAUCGUUUCGCGAAGUUCUUAAUUAAUAUCGCCUCGUAAGAAAAUUUCCCAAAGUAAUCACUAUCAAUCAACGUUGAUAUAAAUGGAAUUUGGGACACUUCGACGUUCGACAAUUCCAACGUUAUAUAUCUCGAAAUUUUUUUUCUCACUUUAAUCGAUUCUUUUAUCCAGAAUGAGAAAAACGGAUAAGACACGACGAAGAUAGAUAUCCGAGAACUGUCGUCUUUCGAUAGAACCCUCGUCUAAAACAUUGACAGCGCUGAAAUAACGAGGAAUUGGAUUUCUGUAUUAAGGACAACCGUCGAGCUCAUCGAGCGUGACCACGUCGGACUAGCGAAUACCAUUAUUCGUAUCAAGAUAAGCAACAUGAAGAAUUAUGAGCAUCAACGUCGAACUUGAUAUUAGUCAAUGUCGAACGGUAACAAUCCGGGAAAUGAUAACAAUCAUGUUGAAACCAAAGACAUUUCGUUAAAUUCGUGAUCGUAUGUUUUUUAUGUGUAACUAGAUAUAUUCAACUGUAAAUGAGUUUGAUCUACAACUGUACAAAUAGUAUCUAAGACUUUUCCGAACGCGGCGUGCUGAGAUCUUCCGUAAUCGCGAACUGUGCCGACGGCAGUAAGAAAAUUGCCAUUUCCGACAAAAAUCCGACGUGCUCCUAUCGGGGGUCGCCGUCGCGAGGGAGGAACGUUUAUUAAAAAGCGGUCUCGCGUAAAUCCACGAGAUGAAAGACGCCAAUAUCGGGCGUUUUUCAUUGCCGGUGGACGCCAAGUAAGAUGGUGAAUGAAACGUGCACAAGAAAAGCAGAUCGGGUUGGAAGGGACACGGAUGAUGUUGAAAUAUCUGCGAAUGAACGCGACUUGGCCACUUAAAGAGGUAACAGUGUCAUAUACGUCGGCGAUAAAUGCUCGCUGGAUGCAACGGACGAGAGAAAAUGUAAGGAAAUACGUAAAUGCAAAACGUACGCUGACGUGUGCAGAGACACAAGUAUCGGCUGCUAUUUAAAAUCAGAUUGAACGACUGACGUAAUAACGUUUGCGUGUUUUUCAUUCGCGUCUGACGGGAGAGGAAAUUAAAGGUGAUGAAGAAUUUCAAUUAUCGUCUGAUAACUGAGACCAUUAUUUAAAGAAAGUCUCCGGUGCUAGUACGCCGAGUAGUUGGUAUUGGUAAAUGGUCGGGCCGAGUAGUACACUGCUAGAUGACGGUCAGACCGAGUAGUUACUACUGAUCGCUAGUCGGACCAAGUAGUUAGCGGUACACUAGAAUCGAAUCUUUUCUUUUAAAAGUAGAAAAUACACCGGUGAAAAGAACGGGCGACGGGAAUGAUGUAGAUACCGACUUUCCAAUAUUUAGUGAAUUAUCGUUUCUGUAUAAAUUAUCGGCUUAAAUAGGUGACUAGCACCAUCCCCCUCGAUGGGCGGAGCGGCAUGUCGAAUGCGUGUACUUACAACUCGACACAAUGUUAAACGUGCUAUUCGAAAGACGGGACGUUCGAAGAUACAUGCUCUCUUCUAAUGACUUUUUGUCAAUUUCUUUAAAAAAAAUCGAGUCAAAUGCUUUCCUUCUUCGUCUUAAAUUCUUUUCUCUGUAAAACAGAACGUAAAUGCGACAAGCAAUUCAUAACUUUCGAUCUGUUGACAUGCGGAAAUAUCGGAACACGAUGAAAGCAAAGUGUUGUUAUAAAUUUGCAACGAAUUCCACAUCGUAAAUCAGUGUACGUGUGAAAACAUCAGAUAAUUGAGAUAUUUUUUCCUUCUUGCUAUGCACUAUUGUGUUUUACGGAAUGUAUUUGAAAAAAGUUAGAAAUUUUUCAAAUGAAAAAAGAAUUGACGAACCAUAAAGAAUCGAUCUUUAUACUUUAUAUACUUUUAAUUUCAUACCAAUGCUUUCUUAUUAUUACUUUUUAAUCGAUAUUUCUUUACACGCUUGUGUUUGAAGUUUAAGUUAUAUUAUAGUUAUAUUCGCUUUUUUAUUAUCCUGUAGAACUACUUAAUAUAAAGUAGCAGAUUUUCAUUUCAGAUUUUCCAAUUACUUUACGUUGUAAUAUCGUUUAUUCAUCUACUUAUUAAUAUUAUUAAUAAUCGUUUGCAUAUUUGAAAUGAUUGAGAAAGAACCGAGAAAUUUAUCGCGAUUAUAAUCCUGUCGCAACAGGUUAUCAUGUAACGGACAAUGUUUAACGAUUGUUCCAAAGAGUGCCGACGGCGUUGAACAGACGAGAGGCAGAUAUCGAGUUUCGCGUUAGCUUCUCGUUAUCAUAGAAAGCGUACAACGCGUCGAAGAUUUUCUUAAAAAUAAUGGAGAUAAUAAAUCUUGUAUCGUAGCAAUGUCUCAUAUAUUCUUAUCAUUAUGACACUUAUUAUUAUUAUGGCGAUUGAUAAAUGUGUAGAAUCACAAUAAGUAUAGAGUUAUCUCUCAACUUUAAAUGCACUUAACUUUCAUAACUUGUUAGCAGAAUCAAAAUUAUAUAUUCGCGAAAGAUUUAUUGCUACGAAAAUAUCAAGAUGAAAAUUCACGGUUGGUUGCUUGCCCUUUGUAAUUUCGAUACGCGCUGCGGUAAUCCGAAAAUAAAAGAAACAAAUUUCGGAGCAAUGAUGCAAAUCAUGGCUGUUAUUGUUAGUGCAUGGUUUGCUGUUCGAUGAACGCAUCCGCAAUGGAUUGAUUUAUAAUGACGUUAUACGUUCGGGUUACGUACGAGUUAUGCGUGUCAACACGAGGUGUUAUACAUAUACGUAUACAAUUGAGAAUAGACAUGAUAGCCUAAUGUGCGUUUGAGAAAAUUUAAUUUGCCUACAUUGCACAGCUUGUCUUUAAUUUUUCGCAAUUGAGACAUUUCAUCACGUAAAACCGAUUGCUGAUUGUUAAAAUUUGGAAGACAGCGUUCCGUAUUAAGAGAAAACGUUAUUAUUACCUAACACACGUGAAACGAGUGAACGACGUUUUCCAAGUCUUGUGUCUUGUGAGAUAUAUAUCAGCUUUCAGAUAUGAUCUGCAAUUGAUCACGAUUGAUGACUAUUGCGUUGAGCAAUGCGUCAAAUCUUGCUGAUGGGAGAUUCUAUUGAUUAAUGUGGAGCGGUAAUGGCAUCGUAAUCGUUACGCGAUUACAAUUAGUAAAUCGCCUACUUCCAUUUACUCUGUACAAAUAAAGACAUUCAGGUAAAUCAAACUUGUAAGAUAGUAGACGGAUAUUGCACGUUAAUGCAAAAAAGUCUCACGUAGAAUGACUGUAAAUUUCAAUUUACUUUAUAAUACAAAUUUAAAUCUUUACCAACAAUAUAUAUCAUUCAAACAUUUGCUUUUUAU
This is a messenger RNA of Wasmannia auropunctata (little fire ant), 4961 nucleotides long. It is a transcript of the gene Ktl, whose product is annotated as BTB/POZ domain-containing protein KCTD16. The record is from RefSeq and is a predicted model, not a curated record. The transcript has a single exon. Lineage: Eukaryota; Metazoa; Arthropoda; Insecta; Hymenoptera; Formicidae. Gene Ontology annotation, biological process: protein homooligomerization. Bases 633 to 1364 code for a protein of 243 amino acids. Gene Ontology annotation, molecular function: protein binding.